AUGAACUCCCGAAAGAGAGCAGACUCCCCACUAGGAGAUACUGUUUCGCAGCCAGGACAUCCAAAAAUAAGAUUGGUUCACAUAUCUGGCACCGACGAACUUCGACAAGAAGUCAUCACCCUCCGCGCUCAACUAGCCAAUUACGCCAGUCAACAAUGCACCGUUGCAAAGGCCUUAGCAGUCAAUAACGAUUUGUCUUCCAGACUUAUUAUCGCAGAAGCAGAAAUCGACAUAAAAAAUGCGCUGGUGCUUGACUUGCAGAAACAGUCGUGCACUAUGCCUGGGUCUUUUGAUUCAACUGCUGAAGCCAGAUACAGCGCAAUGGACGGUGCAAUUCGGAGGAUUACUGAAGCCCUCAAUCGUUCAGGCGCCAGCAAGACAGAGCAUUUCUACGAUGUAGAAGAACAGAAUUCGUUUUUGUCUUGUUGGUCGAACGAGUUGCAGAUCGAACUACAAGAUCUUACUCAUAGAUAUGACGAGUUGCUAAAGGUUCAUCAAGAAGUCCAAACUGAAUUGGUCUACAUGCGAGAGAACGCUACUAUUGCAUCAGAUGACCACGUAGUAAAGCAGGACCCCGACAUUUUGAUCGAAGAUUCCCUUCCAAACCUUCAAAAUACACAGUGUCCAGACAACUCACAGGCUUCGGUUCAAAACGAUGUAUCCAAAGAAAUCAUCGAUGAAUAUCGGAAAUACAUUGUCAAGCUUCAAAUGUCACUAAGGUCACUUACCGAACGUUCAGAGUCACCGGUGGACGUACAGAGCUGGCUACUGAGACUAGUUUCCAUGAAGGACAUUGAAUUAAAGGGCCUGACGGAUAUCAACCUUUAUUCGGAAAGUUCUCUAAACGCAACCGUCCCGAAGUCUAGAGAUAUCGGUGUCAUGAAAGAUAUCUCUCGAGAACGAGUGGAGGACAGUCAAGGACAGCAAUCCAAGGAACUCCAGGUAGGUCCCCCUCACACCGGUCAAAUUUGCGAGAACGAGCAACUCGAGCUUAAUGAGGAACGUUUCUCGGAAAUCAAGAAUCAACAUGAUACAUAUCAGGCAAAAUACAAUGUGCUACAAGAGGAAGCGGCGGUCCUUGAACGAGAAGUACACAUAUUACACUCGGAGACGAAGGAACUUCAGUCCACGCUUCGGGCUAACGAAGCUUCGAGCUCCAAUAAACUGCAGAAUGCAAUGCAAGAAAUGAAAACACAACAAGAACAGCAAGCGGGUUUUUUCGAAGCUCAAAUUCUUGCUCUCAAUCGACAGAGAGACCUUCUUGAGGUGUCUCUCAAGCAAGCUUGGGAGUGUAAGAACUCGGAACUCAAGCGAAAAUGUGAAGAAUUUGAUAGUCUCAAGAAGGAGGUAGAAGCUCUCGAGACCAUCCUCAGUGAAAAGGACCAACAGCUUCAACGUAAUGAGCAGCAUCGUUCAGAAAUUGACAGCGCGCUGCAGAGUUAUCAAAGUCUGGAACAGGUCCGAGCUACGAGAUAUAGAGAGCUUGUCAAGGAACUUACUGCCACCAAACAGGAAGUUCAUCUACGUGAGGCACAGAAUGAGAAGUUGCAAUUGUCGUUUGAGGCCAUGGAAGAUUCGCUUCAGGCAAGAUUGCAAGAACAGCAGAAGGCACAACAAUCCUUUGAUGCACGGCUUAAUGAUAUGAGUCGUCGCAAAGACCUCCUCGAAAUUUCUCUCAAAGAGGCCUUGAAAUGCAAGAGCCAGGAACUCGAGGAUUCGCAACGAGGAUACAGUAUUCUUCGAGAAAAGAUACAAACUGUGCAGACAAUAUUGAAUCAGAAAGAGAUACAGAUCCAAGAAAACGAGUUAGAGAUAUCUAGAUUAAAUGCUAGUCUGCAACGAAAGGAGGAGGAAAAUGAUUAUGAAGAUUCUAUAGAGGUGGAGCGACUGCGAGAAGAUAUCGAAUACCUCGAGGACGCUGUUGAGCAAUUGGAAGCAUCUCGCGAUUCUUUGGAAGCAGACCUGCAAUCUGAAGCAGUCAAAGUACGAGAACGGGAAGCGUCUUUACUCCAGAAAGAAGCAGAUCAUGCUAUCAUCUGCAAAUCACUGGAGGAUCGUUUAUCUGCCUUCCGUCGUGACGACGAAACAAAAGUUGCCAAGACUCUCCUGACUGAGCUACAAACCGCAUAUGAUCUUCAAUCGACGCAACUCAAAGACGCACAGCAAAAACUCAUUCAAACAAGUAAUGAGAACAGGAAAAUAAAGUUAUAUCAGGAUCUCGUCGCCGAAAACGAGCAAAAGUUCACUGUAGCACAGGAUCAAGGGGAGAAAAUGCAAUGCCAAAUAAUGCGACUGGAGCACGAGUUAUCACAAAUUCGGAACAAUGAUAUACAUCCUACAGUGUCAGUUCUGCAAGACGAGAAUCUAACAAAGUCCUUACGAAUUAAGGAACUACAAGACAUACUAGAUUAUCACAAGAUCGACCAUCGCUCGACUUUUGUGGAUAAAUCCUGUAUCAUGCAGGCUGAUCAAUACCGAGUCCCCUCUUUUAGCUCGAGAGACACACGACUGCAGGGAGAGCUGCACACCACCUUCAGUGCACCAUCCUCCACUCGUGGUCAAUUCGAUAGUUGCACUUCAUUGAGCAUCCAUCAACCAUCUUCAUCUUCACGAAACCCGUCAAUCUCGUUUCCUUCCACAGUUGUUGAGAUGCAAUCUCCCAUUCGAUCUGUUCCUUCAAAGCCAUCUAAUGCCAAGGCUUCGGCAUCAUCAAUGCGAGGAAUCCGAUUUGGAGGCCUGAAUAAGAGCCUUCGUAACGCUCCAAUCGCCGCGGAGCUUCGGAUGACCACAAAACGGGAGUAUGUUCUGCGACCGUCAAAGGUGUUGGAGCCUUCCGACCAAUUGUUGAUAUCGAAAUCCAAACACCGCAAACUUCCAUCCCAACACCGAAAGUCUUCCAUCUAUUCGAAACGUUCUCAAGCUGACGUCGAUUCUGAUGACGAGUUGGACACCGAAGAACGGAAGGCAAAGCAAAAUGUAGGCAAGCUCCAUCGUGUACACCACAGCAAAGAGAAGGCGCGGGCCAGUGAUGAUGGAUUUACUCAGGCACAAGAACCCAUCGAAAGAGGGAAUGAGCGGAACGAUGCUGAUGAUGGACAGAAUGGACAGAAUGCCGGUAGUGCACAGAAUGACGGUAAUGGUAAUGCCGGUAGUGCACAGAAUGACGGUAAUGGUAAUGCCGGUAGUGCACAGAAUGACGGUAAUGCCGGUAGUGCACAGAAUAACGGUAAUGACGGUGGCGAACAGGAUGGUCAAACGCAAAAUAACGGUAGUACUCCCCAUAGAUUGAAUAGGGCUGGUGGUGAUGAUGGAGGUGACGAUGGAUCCGAUAGCAGUGAUGAAAGUGACGACGAUGAAGGAGCCGGUGGUGGCGAAGGGAACAGCAACUGGCAAAUUGGUGGGGGAGAUGACGUUGAGCAGGACGACAGAGAGGAAAGCGACGAACGAACAGUUGCGGAAAGCUGGAAAUUAAAGGCCGUCCAAACGCACUAUGAUGAGAGUGAAAUCAGAAAGAACAUUAACGGAGCGCUGGCCAUUAAAAACAACUAUGAGAUAGUGGAUGUUCCCUCCACUCUUCCUAGUCGUUUGAGGGCCUUUGUGGGAGGUGACGAGAGUGUGGGACCUAAGCUUCUCGGCACGUCGCUCCAUUGGCGCGGACUUUCAGCCUCCCGAAUGAGGAAAUCAAAAUGGAAUAAGGCCUUAGUUGCGAAGUUAGCUAGAGAAGCUAGACGAAUUCAGUCAGACUGCCAGGACGGCCGUUUUGGAGAAGACGUCGAGUGGAAGCAACUUUUUCACGACAGGUUCUCUCAUUUCUACAAAAGAAUUGAGAAGAACCGCCCGCUGCAAGGCGAAACGAACAUCCAAAGGGAAGAAAGGCUGCUAGCUGAGUACCAACGCCGGCAGAACUCGAGUCUACGUCAUUGGAAGUGGUCAAACCGACUGAGGAUUUCUGGUUGCAUGAUCGAUUUUGCCCAACAGCACAAGGACGAGCAAUUGCUACAUUUCUGGACCUAUGUCCAUGACGCUGUUGAGACACUCGGGGAGCGUGGCAUGUCGGACGAAGAAGAUAGUGUCGAGAAUGUCAUAAUUGACGGUGUUCCAACACAACAGGAUGUCAAAAAGGUGAAGAAAUUGUGGUUCCGGAACGAGACUUUCGAAGCACUCUUCCAGGAGGUCGAUGAAACCCCGAAGAUCGAAAACACAAUCUUCACCCAACAGGGUCCAGUCGCGGUGAAGAGGGUUCGUUCGAACAUCAUUGAUUAUCGCAAACCUCCUCGUGGCUAUCCCAAAGGAAUCCUGCGUACAGAGUACCUGGACGGGUUACUUGAGUUUGAGCUUGAGGAUCUCGAAUUUGCGGAGAGGGAAUUUGAAAUUCUUAUGUGA
Molecule: messenger RNA, 4383 nt
Organism: Lentinula edodes (shiitake mushroom)
Lineage: Eukaryota; Fungi; Basidiomycota; Agaricomycetes; Agaricales; Omphalotaceae
Exons: 27
Coding region: 1-4383 (1460 amino acids)
Source: RefSeq, a predicted model, not a curated record